CGGCAACAACCUUGAACACCCCGGGCCUCUGAUUCUAACAUGUGCAAACAACGCCUGCGUUACAGCUUUGGAAUCAGACUCGAAACGAACCGUAAAGUUAGCUGAAACGCCUUCCUCCUUGCUAUGGAUCAGGAUUCUUUCAGGCAACUUCUUCAGACACCUCGAAUACCCGGUGUGACUCCGCACCUUAAAGGAGCUCAGGGAGCAUCUCUACUCAGGCAGAAAGCUUCGGGAUCAUCUGCGCCAACGUUCAAGCCACGCAAAGUGAAGAAGACUGAAUCUAACUACCGUGAUAGGGCCGCGGAGAGACGCGAUGGCGGGAAAAAUGAUUAUGCUCAGGUCGAAGCUGUUCUCGAAGUUUUUGAACAGCGGACUGCAAAUGACGAUAAAGAUACUGUCGACGAGCAGCGCCAGUAUCUUGGCGGAGACAGCGAACAUACAAUUUUAGUGAAGGGCUUAGAUAUGUCCUUGUUAGAGCAGAACAAAGCUCGGGCAGCUGCUUCUACCGAAGAUGAUGAUACCCUCGAGCAAGCUUUUAUUGAAGCCUCCUCAGAACCCACGGCACAUAAGAAGAGGACUCGCGAAGACAUCAUCCGGGAGCUGAAGGCUAAAAGGAACGGCAAGGGCCCGCAAUCCUUCGACACCGCCGCGGAGGCUCUCGAAGAUGGAGCCCGUGACCUUGAGAAAGCAAAGAAGGCAGGGAAAUUCAAACCAAUCAGCUUCAAGCCGAUAGGGGUGCAGAAAGAUGACAAGGGUACCAAAAAGCGCAGCAAGGAAGAUAGCGCAAGCCGUGACAAAAAAAGGAAGAAAAGGAAAGUGGAGGGAAUUUCGGGUUCACCUCAGCCGGCCAACACUAUUCCUCACCCGGAAGCUAAGCGUCCAGCGGUAGCGCCAACUUCUGUUGCCGAAGUAUUCUCACAAGUCGACCAAAGACCUCCAUCUCCACUCGACGACAACAUGGAUAUUUUUGCGGGGGCUGGUGACUAUGAAGGCUUUCCUGGGGAUGAUGACAGCGAUGAAGAUGACCUAAAUUCUCCCCACAAGACCGAAUCGGAGCAUCAUAUCAAUGAUUUACAUCCUUCAUCCGAACCCGCUCGUUCUAGAGGAUGGUUUGGAGAUGAACACGAUGACGAAGGAUCAAUACAACCACUAGCACCCACGGAGAGUGCUGCACCUCAGUUGCCUUCAUCAAGCCAUACACCUCAAGUGGAUGAAGAGGAAGAGGAAUCUUUGCGUCUCAAACCAUUAGAGUCAUCUGCAUUACCCUCGAUCCGCGAUUUUCUUGCGAUGGAUGCUGCUGCUGAAAAGGAGGAUAAGAGGAAAGCCCGAAAAGAGAAACGAAAAAACAAGAAGAAAUCUGACGGGGAUGAUGACGACUGAGGCUAGUUACAAUGUCGUUCAGUGCUAUGUUAUAUACCCGCACAACGUUUGUCAUGUAUAUGAUGGACAAUCGAUAUACAACGCUUCAUGUUUUACUAUCAUGUGGACUCGCAAACAAAAACUUUCCACGAGACUUGUAGUGCGCGAAUCCCAGCCGUGAAUCCAUUCCGUCAAUUGUACUAAAAAA
Molecule: messenger RNA, 1567 nt
Organism: Suillus subalutaceus
Lineage: Eukaryota; Fungi; Basidiomycota; Agaricomycetes; Boletales; Suillaceae
Product: RED-like protein N-terminal region-domain-containing protein
Exons: 5
Coding region: 124-1380 (418 amino acids)
Biological process (GO): mRNA splicing, via spliceosome
Cellular component (GO): nucleus
Source: RefSeq, a predicted model, not a curated record